Molecule: messenger RNA, 591 nt
Organism: Nyctereutes procyonoides (raccoon dog)
Lineage: Eukaryota; Metazoa; Chordata; Mammalia; Carnivora; Canidae
Product: FAU ubiquitin-like and ribosomal protein S30
Biological process (GO): translation
Cellular component (GO): ribosome; cytosolic small ribosomal subunit
Molecular function (GO): structural constituent of ribosome
Source: RefSeq, a predicted model, not a curated record
AUGCCGGGGUGGAGUGGUCACCGCGCCGGCGGGGUGGCCAUCAAGGCUGCCAUGUUCCCGCCGCACUCCUUAGGCAAGUGUCUGACUGGGCAGAGAGGCGGGAGGCGGGAGGCCAGGCCACACCAUGGUGAGAGGCUGGCGGGCUCCCGGGGAAGCUCUUCCUCAACUCCAUCUUUGAGGGAGCAGCUGUGGUGGCCCCGGUUCAGUCGCCGACGUGCAGACGCCCAGGAGGUACACACCCUCGAGGUGACUGACCAGGUCACCCAGAUCAAGGAUCAUGUGGCCUUGUUGGAGGACAAUGCUCCAGAAGAUCAAGUGGUGCUCCUGGCAGGCCCGCCCCUAGAGGAUGAGGCGACCCCAGGUCGGAGGGGAGAGGAGGCUCACCACCCUGGGAGUAGCGGGCUGCAUGCUUGGGGUAAAGUCCAUGGUUUUCUGGCCCGUGCUGACAAAGUAAGAGGGCACACUCCCAAGGUGGCAGUGAAGAAAAAGAAGAACACAGACUGAGCCAAGUGGCGGAUGCAGUACAAAAGGUGCUUCAUCAAUGUUGUGUCCACCUUUGGCCAGAAGAAGGGCCCCGAUGCCAACUCUUAA